UUUUGAGGGGGCCACAACCCUUCCGGAAACUGCUGCAAAGGCGGCCCCCAGAGCUGGGGGGGAGGGGGCUUUGGGAGCCCCCACAACCCCUGGCCGGGGGGCUGUUAAUGGGGAGGGGUCUCCACCGCCUCCUCCCCCUCAGAACGGACCCGUCCGGAGCUGCUGUCGGAGGAGACCCAGCGGCGAUUCCUGCAGGACAUCCAGAACUUCCAGGAGCCGGAGAUCUCCCGGCAGCUGGAAGACUUCAGGUCGAAGCGGUUGAUGGGGAUGACGCCGGGGGAACAGGAGCUGUCGGAGCUGGAGUGGAGCCGCGCCCGGGACCCCUCAGGAUGCGAAUCCAAGGAGAAGCAGCUGGCCGAGCAGCUCCUGGCUCGCCUCGAGGAGAUGCACCUCACCAUCUCAUCAGAUGAGGAAAAAAGCUCCGUCAUCUUCGGCGCCAUCGUCGCCUACAUGAAAUUUCUGGGCGUCAGAACCAAGGGUGGCGACACCAAAAAAUCCAAAUCCAACUUUUUCCGUAAAAAGAUUUCCGGGAAGGAGCCCCAGGGAAAGGCCCGGAAGGGUUUCAGCCUCCCCGGGGCCGCUCUGUGGGGUCGCGACGCCCACAGUGCUGAGUUCAGGCAAAGCGAAGCUGAAAAGCCCCCCCACCCAGAGCGGAGGGGCCCAAGGGGGGCAGAGCGCAUUGAGGGGGGGUCUUCCCGCCCCCCCCGUGGCGGGGGGGGCACAGGCGGGACCCCCGACCCCCCCCCAGGCCUGUCAGUCACCGUGACCCCCCCGGGCGGGGACAGCGCCGAGGCUGAAGCAGGGACGGACCUCCUGGGACCCUCGGAAUUGGGGGAUCCCUCCCCGGAGCCCCCCUCCGGAGAGCAGCACACCGUGGAGGAGGGAACAGAGAGCGAGAGGUGGGUGAGAUGUCCCCCCCCAAAAUUUGGG
Molecule: messenger RNA, 930 nt
Organism: Parus major (Great Tit)
Lineage: Eukaryota; Metazoa; Chordata; Aves; Passeriformes; Paridae
Product: rho guanine nucleotide exchange factor 1
Exons: 8
Biological process (GO): G protein-coupled receptor signaling pathway
Cellular component (GO): cytoplasm
Molecular function (GO): guanyl-nucleotide exchange factor activity; G protein-coupled receptor binding
Source: RefSeq, a predicted model, not a curated record